This is a messenger RNA of Pomacea canaliculata, 16395 nucleotides long. RefSeq names its product probable E3 ubiquitin-protein ligase HECTD4. The record is from RefSeq and is a predicted model, not a curated record. NCBI's taxonomy places the organism in Eukaryota, Metazoa, Mollusca, Gastropoda, Architaenioglossa, Ampullariidae. Gene Ontology annotation, molecular function: ubiquitin-protein transferase activity. Bases 174 to 13448 code for a protein of 4424 amino acids. The transcript is spliced from 66 exons. Gene Ontology annotation, biological process: G protein-coupled receptor signaling pathway.
AACAGCGCCGCCGAUUGGUCAACUCUCAGCUACCCAGUCGCUUACAACAACAACUACUACUUUCCAGUGAGUUGCGGAUUUGGAGGCGAGAGGAAAGUCCUCACACUUCAUGAGGACCGAAAUGUUUCCUUUGACCUCAGUAGCUGUAUAUUCCAAGAACUGAUCCGGCUGUCAUGGCGGUGUCCAAUUCUGAUACCUGCCAGUGGCUGUCAGUAACGGAAGAAACACUUUUUCUUCACGAUGGACUAUUGCGAGUGACCGAUUUGGUGGAACUGCCUCAAGAUAUUGAAAACGUUAGCGGAAGUGAAAAUGAAGUUGUUUCUUUCGAUUCCAAAAAUCCCGAAGAGCUCAGCUCAAAGCUGCUUGCAGUGUGCGGUACCCAAAAUAGUGCUUUUAAUAAACUCUUGGAAUAUCGCCUUAAUGCUUUGAAAGGUCUGUGGAAAACUCAAAGACAAAUUGCUAAAGAAGAACAGAUUGAGAAAGAGUCCCCAGCUUCUCACGAAGAAACUAUCAAUCUUCUCAAAAAGCAGGGUCUUCUUAAAGAUCCAGAGCAAGCAUCCUUUUCAACACGCAUUAGUUUGUUGCUUAUUUUGCCGCUUUUGCAAUCUCAGAGCAAGGCAGACCCAGAUUUAUGCGGGGUGACAGCGGGUGUCUUGCUGAAUUGUCUCAAAGACUGCGCACCACUCAGUCUUGCAAAGGAACCAAGUGAUUGUCUAAAGGGUCUAGAAUCACUUCUCAGUUCUUGGCUAGGAGAAAGAUCUUCUGAUGGAAGAGGAUUUGAAAACACAGUUCAAGACAAAGCACAGAGGGAAAAUGCAGCAUCAGCUCUUGUUGCCCUUUCAUGUGCAAGGGGUCACCUUCAGACUUUUAUCCACACAGUGCAUCUGCUACAGGGACUGACAGAUUUACAAUCACUGCCUGUUGCUGAUGUUCUUCACCGCCUGCUGGAAACAGAAGGAGGACAGGGCCAGCCUUCUGCACUGCUUGGCAGUAAGCACCUAAUCAGCUGGGGUUUUGAGGAUCAGCUAUCCUUGGCUUCAGGUCCAGAUCCAUCAGUAAAGGAAACGAAGGAUUCAACAGAAAAAGAUAAAGAAAAAGAGGGAGAAUCAGGCCGCAAAGUGGCGACUGAUGGUUCCUUCUUGUACAUAAGCAGUGGUAGUAGUCCUGGUGUUGCCAAGAUGGGAACAGGACUGCAUGGAACACUCCGGGGUUUUGUCUACAGUAAGAACCUUGAUAUAUUGCCAUGUCAUGUUGCUUAUGGCAACAGUCUACUUCUUUCGCGACCCAUCAGCUAUGACCAAGAGUCUGAUGUUGUCAAUUUGUGUCAAGUCAUAGACCCUGACUCACUGCAGCUUAUCAAAGUUCUUCCCAAGCCUCCCUGGCUUUUAGAACAUGGGCCAUGCACGACAGUUUCAUUCUGUAGUGAUGGGACCUACUUCUACUGGAUCUGGUGUCCCUCGGUUAUCUCAGACAAGGCUGCUAAAGGCAUCAGUGUCUUUGUGCACUCCUUCAAAAUUGAUGCAAAGAGUCUAGAGAUUAAGUUGCACAUGGACCGCAUGACGCUGACCAGGAAGGAAGAGUCAGGCAAUCUUCGAACCACUGAGACACUCAUGAACCGCAUACGACCCUUGAGAGGUUCCAGCAGUGCAGCCACAUUGGCUGCUCUCAUUGGUGGAGAGACACCAGCAAAGAAGGAAGAAAACUUGUCAGCAGGCAGCACCACGUGUGGAGUUCUGCUGAAAACACUGGUGAAAGUUCCUGUCUAUUGUGACGGCACUAGUAUCGUCAUCCUUGUACCUCUGCCUGGGGGUGGGGGUGCUGCUUCCACAAGGUCGCUGUUUGGCAGUGGAGGUAGCAUCUCUAGCCUGAGAUCUUUGGCCACCAACCUUUGCUUCAGUUUGAAUGAUGGGCUGUUCACAACACGCAGCGAUCUUAUUGAUGCUCCUUCCUGCUCCUUAGCCAGGGGCACAUCAGUCAGCAGUCUAGGUGCAUGUUUUGAUGUGCACAACAAUCUGGUAUGGCUUUGCAGCAGCGACUAUGUUGAUCAGUUCUACAAUCCAGGUCACCAGGCACCACACCACAUUCACCAGCAGCUGGGCAUCAGUCAGCCUCUUCUACCAGCACCAGGAGCUGACACAGGUGAAUGGCUUGAUGUCCGGGAGGUGGUGCGAGCCUUGCUGCAACAUGUCGGGAGUAUGUGUUUGCACCAGCUGCACAGUGAAGUACUGCAGUGGCCCAUGGGCAGCUAUGUGCUGCAACAACAUCCCGUUGACCUAGUCCACAUGACGCGCAUCACCACCAUUCUUCGCCGGGCCAUGGAGGCUCAUGACUUCCAGUCAGCAGUGUGCUGUCUGGUGGUAUUACAGCUCAUCUUUAAAGUCAGUUUCUUCAGGUGGGAGAGACAAGGGGAAGAAGAACAGAUUAAAGAAACCAGGUCACUCAUUUGGCAGCUGUUGACAAACAAAGAGUUUUUUACUCCAGACUGUGAGGGUGGAGACGGAGAGCUGCCUGUUCUUCAGAGAGAGGCAUGUCAUGUGGUGACUGUGGGGCUAAAGUCACUGUACCACACCGCCCAAGACAAACAUACCCUACUCUCACAUUUGCUGAUUUCAGCUGGUGAGAACCUUGCACUGCUUGAGUUGCGGAACAUGAUUCUGACAAGUUUUGCAGAGCAAUUGAGAACCCAGUGCCUUGGUACACAGGAAACUGCUCAUCUUAGACUGACAGACGACCUUGUUAACUUUGUGCUGAAACUGGCAGUGAAAGACUCGUGUGUUUUGCUCAGCAAGGCUCAGGCUGCAGGAGCCAAACAGGAGGAAUUUGAUGCCCUGCUUUGUGGUAUUCCUCGUGCCUCGCCAUGUCUUCAGUAUCUAAUGGCCCUGCGAUCACACCUUCUUCAGGCUGCCAUUUUGUACGAACCUUGUCCUGCAGAUGCUGUUUUGACCCCAUCUGCAGCUUCCUACCAUGACUCACUUGAGGAUCUCCAAGCUGCAGUGCUUAAUCUUUCUUCCAAGAUCAUUUCUGGGGCUUCUGAGGUGUUAGAGAGCUUUCUGGAAACUUGUGCUGGAUUGGUAACACAAGGUCGUGAAGACUCUGGCUUGGAGCGGCUGGCCAAAGCCACUGUGUUGGGCUGGCUGCUGCCUGCUCUCCUGACUGCACUCACACACCCACAGCUGCACAGCCUCAAUCUGGCUGAUGCAUUGAUGCCUUCCCUUGUGCGACUCAUCCUUCUUUCAAGUCAGGCGGCUCUUUUACUGAAGAGACAGCAGAAUUCUGUGCCAGAUGAUGACCUUGAUCUUGGUACUGAUCACAGCAUGGCUGACCUGAUUGGAGAAACUCUUGAAAAAGUGGAGAUUCGUGAAGACGAAGAAGAAGGAUUUCUGACAGGCCUAAAAAUCCCUGCUCCUUGGGCUUCAGGCAAGACAGUAGAGACCAUCCAUCCUCUUCGGGACAACUACAAGUUCAAGGAAGUGGUUCACAUACCUGGUGCCCGAUGUCUGUACCUGCGUUUUGACCCACGGUGCUCCUCACAAUAUGAUUAUGACAAACUGAUUAUUUAUGCUGGCCCAAACACCAGCUCCAAAAAAGUAGCAGAAUAUGGAGGAAACACAUUUGGAUUUGGAAGCCGCAGUGUGUUGGGAUCAGGCUGGCCUAAAGAUCUGGUCAAGGUGGAAGGGGACACCGUGACAUUCUCUUUUGAGAUGCGAAGUGGACGUGAGCAUAAUACACCAGAUAAGGCCAUGUGGGGAAUGUUGUGUACUGUACGUGCACAGGAAUGUGCAGAAGAAGUGUCUGGGGGACUUGCAUUCCUGGCUGACCUGGCUCUCAGUCUGUCUGUGCUGGCGUGCACUCUCUUGGCACUGCUGUAUGAUGGGCCACCUACCUCACCAGAGGAAGAGGCAUGUCAACAUCUGCUGCGGUCAAAACUUCUUCAGCGGUGUGUAUGGCAGUCAGAGCGAGGGGUAACUUUCCCACCUCCAGAGGAAAUGCCAUUGCGACCUCAUUCAGAGGAUGAUACUGAUGAGAUGUUGCCGCCUGGCAGCCCUGUGCUGCCCAGAAUCAAACUGCCAGCAGAAAUCAUGACACACCUGCGCAGACUUUCCAAGAGACAGAUGCCUCGCCUGAGACCCAGCAUCAGAAAUGUACUCCAGCCAGAAACACUAGAAGAACACAUAAUAUCAGCUGUGGUAAAACAUUUGUCACUGAUGGACACAGUUCGCCAUCUCAGUUCAGGGGCACAACAGCAGAGUGAAGACUACCUCCUCUUGUCCUCAGUAGUGGAUGAAGUGUAUCGUAGAUUUGAUGUCCUUUUAAGGCAGCUGCAGACAAUGGCAGACCUGGAGCAGCGCUGGAGAAAUGAAGUGGAGGAAUACUGCCAGGGCAACACCUCUGUCCCAUCUCCUUUUUUUCAUGACUACCACUUGCAAGAUCUGAAAUACAAAGAACUGGCAAUGUUGUGCUUCAUUAAGGAUGUUCCCCUGGACAGCUCAAGCCUGGAAGUAACUGUCAAACUGCUUCUUGAGAAGUUUGAAGCUGACUGUCAAGCCUGGAAAGACAGAACAGAGGAAGAAGAGAUGAAGAAAACCAAAUAUUUGGUGCGUGGGAUUUUGUCUCGACUGUCCUUAUUGCUGCAUGUCAACAUCACACCAGCCCAGAUGAUUCUACCACUCUCUCGCACUGUGUCUCACAUGCAGGGCUUCCAACAUGAAGACCUGAUGGUUCGUUCUGACACAGAUGUGCUGAGAACAACUCAGGGCAUGGGGCGCAGCAUGUCAGCACCUUCAGGUGUUGAUGACGAUUCAUUGGCAGAAGUUGUGCGUUUGCAAAGGUGGCGACUGACAGAGCGCAGGAAGACUAUGUCCAUCCUGCAGGAUUUGAUAGAGGAUGAGAGUGAUGACAAGCCGCCAUACAUUACCCUUAUUGACCAACUCUUCUCCUUCAUUGGCAGCGACCCAGAGAAGGCUGUGUCAUGCAGCAGUUUCCUUGUGGCAGCAGAGGUGCGUCACAAGCGCGGUUGCAUUCGCAAAAAAGCUCUGCUGCACAUGAAAGACUUGCUUGCGGCUGCUUCGUGGGUAGGGGGUGCCACACACCUGAUAGCAGCAGUGGCAUCUGUCUUGAGACAUGGUCCAAAAGCUCAAGAGCUUACCUGCGGAGGCAUGGUUACUCAAGUACAAGAGGCCUUUGCAGAAGUGAUGACAUCUGUUGUCCAGUUAGCUGCACGCUACCCAGUUGCAAGCUGCAGCAGCAUUGGCCUGUUGUGCACUGUGCCAUACACCAGAGCUGAGGAGCGCUGUUUGGUGCGCUCUGGGCUUGUUCAUCUUCUGGACAAACUGUGCAGUCUGGCUGGUCACCGGGUGGAUGGACUUGGAGUAGAGACACAAACAACACGCCACAGAGUGUCAGUGCUGGCCUGGGCAGGAUUCCAGGUGCUGGCCAGUCGCUGUGUCAAGUGGGAGGUGGAAGAUGCCUCACAAGUUGAAGAGUUAGAGCACUCUGGUCUGGCACGACAAGUGUCAACUUUGUUAACUCAUCAUUUAGCACGGGCCACCAACGCCAUUGGCAAUGCUGCAGUGGGUACAGAGGCAUUGCAGGAGGUACUGGGACUACUGAAUAACCUCUCCAGGAGCAAGAUGGGCAAGGCCAUUUUGAGUCAGCCUGCCUGUGUGUCUAAAUUGCUGUCACUUCUCUUGGACCAGAGGCCUUCUCCCAAGCUGGUGCUGAUCAUACUACAGCUGUGUCGUGUGGCUCUACCUCUCAUGAGCACCAAUGACUGUGCACAGGUCAUUCUACCUGCCUGGGGGCAGCAUCUAUACACCAGCCACUGGAGCUCUGCCCAGCCUGUGUCUGACCCCCCUGCUCGAAUCAUAUCCCUUCUGCUGGCUAAGCUUGGUGACUUGCUAGUACCAGGUGACCAGGUCAUGUUGUCCAGUCGCACGCCAUCCCUGGAAGCAUCUACUCCAGCUGUAGCCAGCAGCCCAGGAGGCAAAGAUCGCACAGAAGAUAGUGAUGUCCAGGGCGGGCGAAUCUCUGUCUUUCUUCACAAACGAGAAGAUCAGAUGUCACAUGAUGUUAUACAGCCCUUACUCAGCUCAGACAAUCGUCCCUUCCGACUUGCUGGAGGUGCAAACAUGGAAAAAGUAGUACGCAUGGACCGAGAAUUAUCUAAGUAUGGGAAAUGUGAGGUGACCACAGAGGAGGCCAUGGCUGCUCUGAAAAAGGCAUACAAGUGGGCCCAGAUGGGAAUGGUUGUCUCCACAGCACCACCUGUCGACACUCUGUCAACAGAUACCGGGGCCAGCACAGAUAAGAAAAAGACAGCCUCAGAAGUGAUUUGCAAAGAGAAGAAUGCAGAGCUGGCAAGAACAGAUCCAGUUCGGGCAUUUAUCAGUGGCCAUGUAGCCAACACCAUGGCAGCAGAAGUGAUUGCCCUUCUGCACAAUCUGCUGACGGCCCCUGUGUCCAGCACUGCUCAGACAUGGGCUGAAGCUGUACAGCGUGUGCUGUGCAAUGCUCUCUCUGGCCUCCCUGUGCUUCUGGCAUCCACUGAGAGCCUGGGCUCUCCACGCAGUCACACCGUGCAGCUCAUGUCCACUGCGAAACUGGCCAAUGCCGCUCUGGCAGCACUGGGGGCUUUUCACGAGACUGUCAAGCCAGGCUGUGCUGUGAAGGUACUGGGUGAAGGAAUCCAGAACACAGAGGGCAUUGUGCAGAGUGUGUCCGAACAGCUGGACCAGGUGACAGUAGAGCUAAAUAAGGAAGAUGGAGAUUUCCCUUCAGCACGCUAUGCUCACUCCGUGAAGAUCCCUCUCGCACGUGUACAGCCUGUCAGAAAUGAGCUCUUCCUUCAGUGCCACAGUCAGAUGAGCGAGUCUGUCAUUGCUGCAGUGCAGGCCACCAUUCUGCCUGCUGAUGAGAUGGCACAGUCCCCACUCCAGCAGUCUUUGAGUACAGUGGUGGGAACAGAUGGUAACACUCUGGUUCACCAGGUGUGCCGUGUAAUGGCAGAGAUACAGACCAGAGCAGCUAUGGUGUUGGCGCUGUACAUGCGCAGUGUGGAAUUCUCCAAGCUUUUCAUUGCCCAAUGUGGGGCUUGUGUUCACACACUGAAAAUUCUGGGCAAGGACUGCAGCCCAGGAAGCCGUCAAGCUGUUGUGGAAGCUCAUUGCCAGAGACUACGUAUGCUUUACAGAGACUGUGCCAAACCACCGCCACCACCCAGCAGAACAGACAACAGGCCUUCCAAAGAGAUGGUGUGGGAUGUGACACGCGCAUUCCCCCCUAUACGGGCCUGCCUUUUCUCGCAGAGCCUAACUGUCAUCACCUUCCUGGGGGACCCCAGUGCUGGUAGUGGUCUGCCUCGUGGAGCCAUGGUAUUUGCCAACCAGCCAAUCCCCAAAGAGGCACCAUCGUUUUACUGGGAGCUAGAGAUCUGCUCCUUUGGAGAGACUCAUGAAGACAGUUCCGCUGUUGUGUCCUUUGGAUUUGCACCACAAGCUGAGAAGAAAGAUGGAGCGUGGACCAACCCUGUUGGAACUUGUUUGUUUUUGAACAAUGGAAAAGCUGUUCACUACAAUGGGGCCAGCCUGCUUCAGUGGCGAAGCGUACGUGUGGAUGUGACACUGGGCGUGGGUGAUGUGGCAGGCAUAGGGUGGGAGAGAACUAGUGAACAAACCCCAAAUAGCACUGCUGUUCCCAAAGGACAAGUGUACUUUACGUAUCGGGGCCAGCGCCUGCCAGCAACCUUGGACAGUGUGGCAGGAGCCAUGUUUCCUGUUGUGCACAUUCAGAAGAAGAACUGUCGAGUGAAGGCCAACUUUGGCACACGACCCUUUGCUUAUGCUGAGGGACAGCAGCACAGAGAAGCAGCAGAGGCAGUCAACGAUGUCAUUCGGGAUAUUCGCGAGUCUUUUGGACAUCUUCCUUUUCACUGUGUCUCUGACAGUGACAGUGAUGGCAAUGAUGCAGGGGGUGGCACAUCUGCAACAGAAUCAAGGGACAGCCGCACACCGCCCCGUGCUCCAUGCAAGACGGCUGUGGCUCCUGCAGCACUGAAAGAGUAUGACAGCAGCCAGUGCUUACACUAUGCACGUCUGGCCAGCUAUGACAGCUUUGUGCUAACAGGUGUUGACCCUCAAGUUCCAACCAGCAUGGAUGAUGACUCAGAUGAUGAGCAGGUGGUGGAUGAUGCAGCUAUGGAGGACCACCAUGCUCUGCUUGUCAAAGCUUGGGAGCAGAAGGUUUUUCCUGUCAUCCGCAGGAGGUUUCGCAAUGAGACUGAACGUAAAGAUGGCUUAGACCAGAUUCGAGGUGCUUUACAACUUGGUAUGACUGACAUUGCAAGACAGACAGUAGAAUUCCUUUAUGAAGAGAAUGGAGGCAUCCCUCGUGACCUUCACCUUCCAACCAUUGAGGACAUUCGUGAGGAUCUUGCAAAGUUCACUAUCGAACGUGUUAAAAAAGGAACAACUGUUAUCAUCCGCACACCUGUUAGCCUCACCACCAUGACAGGUGCUGCUCUUCUGCCCAAGUUUGCUGUACGUGCAAUGCUAAAAACAUUUGGCCUGGCUGGCACUGUGCUGGAUGUGGAUGCACCCAAUGAAUUGGUACAAGUGGAGACAUACUUGAGAAGCGAGGGAGUGCUGGUUCGAUUCUGGUAUCCGUUGGAAGUUCUGGAAAAGCCUCAGCAGGGCCUUCGCAAGUCUUCCAUCACUGGUGGCCAGACCAUGGAUACAUCCAGCCUCCACAUUCACAGGGAACUACUGCAGAGCGAAGCGGUGCUGGCCCGCAUGUUCAUCCGCACAGCAUUCCUGCGCCUUAUUGACCAUUGCAACUCACCAGCCCUGGAUGGUGAACUGCUCUCUAGUGUGGCUGCCUCAGCCUCAGCCAAUGCCGUCAGUGGAAUGGCCUCCUGUGCUGCCACGCUUCAAGAGCUAGACCUGGAGAACCUCCUUCUCUUGUCAACAGAGUUAUUGGCCCCUCCCCUACCAGAUGGCACACUGAUCGCACAAACGCCAGCAGUGGCUCCACUUUCUCCCAAGCAGUGUUUAGCACCCAUGCUUUGCUCCUUGACAGGGCUGGUCUAUUACCAUGGGGAUCGUUUGCAGAGAGAGCUAGCCACAGCCAUAUCGCGUGCAGCGGAGCAAGGGGAAGACUACCUGAUAGAACUCACUAGCCAGUUGUGCAUGUGCCUUCAGACUGCCCCAGAGAUGUUUCCUUCAGAGGAGAUGCCAGUCACUGAAGUCAAGAUUAACACAGAUGUUCAUUUUCCAGGUGUAGCAUGUUUGAUUGUUUCUUGCAAAACAGAUCCCAAGAUUGGCAAGAAAGAUUCUUCACCAUACAAGUCACCCUGGGCUCGCAUCUAUAUGUACACCGGAAAACGCAUCAAGAAAUCUGGGCAGGUGACUCGACAGGAAGUAGUUAGCUACCCUCGUGAUAUCACCAGCACAAGUACCCACAGUGAACAGUUUUCUCCAGCUGUUCUACCAGCUGAACAGGUGCAUGUGCGACUUGGCAUUUCCCCACCUCCAGGCCUGAUCCUGACCAUCCAUGGUCUGCCUCCUCAGUUUCUCUUGGCUGUGGCCUACUUAGAGACUUUACUGACAGAAAAGUUUGGCUGUGGUAUGAAAAGUUGCGGAGCUCGCCGGGGCGGCUUGGAUCAUACACCACAAGCAGGCGGGGACGUUCCCUCAUUUGCUGAAGAUGAAGAUCUCCCUCCAAGUCUGUGGAGUGUGGAUAAUAUUGAGAUCACAGCCCCGGUCUUGAUACAGGUAAUAGAGCUGCUGUGUGGGUACCUAUGGCGCACUGAUGUACCAGCUUUGCUGAAGGAGUACAUGUUUCAUCUGCUGGCCCAAGCAGUUCGCAUCUUGCACUAUUGUCAAGGACAUGGCAUGACCUCACUUGUGAAGCUUUCUCCUCGCUUUUCACCAACCCAUGGUAUAUUCCAAGCGCUGGUCAGAGAACUGAAGGUCCUCUAUGAAGAGGAAGUGAAGGACAUGCCACAGGCCAGCACUGUGUCUGGAACAGGCGUUGGUGUUGGCGUCAUGGAUGCUGGCAAGUUUUCUUCCUAUCUACAAGCAGUCUUUGAGGCUGGUUUAGCUGUGGCUGACGUCAUGCCAUGUGAGUCACCCCCUUUAAAGCCAGCAGCGCCACCCUCUGCUGAGGAAGCAGCACCAACACCAGCUUUGAGCCCAACAGUAGCCACUAAGAAGAAAAAGUUGAAAACAAAGAGGGAAAGGGGUGCUUCCUCCGCAGGUGGUGUCAUAAGAAGAACACCUUCCACAUCUCCCAGGGCAAGCGAGAGUGAGAGUUUGGAGUCAGCCACCAGUUCCACUUGUAGUCCCCCACCUGCUAUGGCAUCAGUUGUCAGUGAAACUGUUGGAUCAUCUUCAUCAACUACCUCAGGAUCAUCAGGUGCAGGCAUUGUGACAUCACCAUUGCCAAGUCUCUCCAGCAGCAAUGACUCCAUCAAACUUGAAGAUAUCUCAUGGUUCCAACGUGCUAUCCUUAUCUCGCGUGUCCUGAGAUACCUUGGCUUUGCUGAAGACCACUGUGGUGCUGAUUUUGACAGUUUUGUUCAGGAUGUAGCCUUGUCCAUCCAACCAUCGACAGCUUACAGCCGCAUCAUUGUUAUUUCAGGCAUACCUCCACAAAUCAGCCCAGAGGUUGUGAAAUCUGCACUGUGUAAAGUGUGCAGUAGUAAUGGAGGCAUUGAGCACAAUGAAGUGUUUGUGCCUGAGAUCUCACAGCGCCCACACAAACAGAAAGGCAGCAGUAGAACGCAGGCCAUGUCUGGCCAGGCUGAGACCGGUUCAGCAGUUCAGGAGGGGUCUACAGACAGCACCUUAUUCCCACCCACCGAUCAUCAAGAACAGGAGACAGAUUUAGGCAUGCAGAUGACAGAGCAGUCUCCAGUAAGCCAGUCAUGUGAUCAAGACCAGGCAUCUAAUUCCCAGGCAUGCACACAAGGUUUUGCAGUCUUCUCACUCAUGACCAAGACAAAGGUGGAGGCUGUGCGGAAGGGGCUGUUUCGCAGCAAGGCUUUGAUGGAAUCCCUGCAGCUGGGUGGAGGGCUGGAGCAAGUGGAUGCUCCUCCUGACCACAGCUUGGCAUUUUCCACUGUCAGUCCAGCUCUGCUUACUGACGCUGAGGCCAACCAAGCCCUUGAACAGUACUUUGUCUACAAACUCUUUGGGAAUACUCGGGAAUUCACCGAUGAAGCCUCUCAGGCUCUGACAGAAAUCUUCUACAGCUGCUUUUUCAUUGACCAGCAAAACAGCUCUCCAGACUGUCGUCAGGAGACUGGGUACAUAUGUUUGGGGCGUGAGCAGAUACUACAGGCUGCUCCUGAAAACCUUCUGUUAGCCUUCUUCCAGAAUAGCCGACCAGCCAAAAAACCUAUUGGUGAUCAUGUAACAUGGGUGCUUCGACAAUACGGAAUGAGCAAAUCGCUCGACAAAGAUCCCUCUCCAGCAUCAGACAAGGGAGGCAAAAGCAAAGUGAAGAAGGUGGGCAGCAAAGUUUCCAAAGAGAAAGCACUCUUGCAGCAAACCAAAGAGAGAGCACUCUUGCAGCAACUCAACGAGAAAGGGCAAGGAGAAAAGUCUGCAACAAAGGAUAGAAAACCUAAAGCAAAGGAGCAGUGGGACAAUGCAGCGAAAGAUGAAGCCUCUGUUGAGAUGCCAGUAAAAGAAAUGAAGAGUCAGUCAGGUGGGAAGUCAGAAAGUCGUUUCCUGACGUUAGAUGGCUUCCUGCAGUGUGCAAUGGACUUGGUCAAGCAAGAUGCACGAGCAGUGUGGCGAGCACUGUUUUCAGCCGGCUUUGACAUCCACCUGAAGAGGUGUGCUUACCUGGAUAUAAGUCAAGCCCAGAGUAUGAUGCGUCUGUGGAAUCUGGAGAUGGACACUGCCCUUGUUUCCAUCAUCAAUGAACUGUGUCGUGGUCUGCGCAUAGCGUCUGCACGCCUCCACCCUCAUGAGCUGCUGUUGACUGAUGCUCAUUUGGCAAGUCAGGGCUGUGCCUCGCUACACAACCAACCACCUGAGAGCAUUCGACUGAGGUUUGCUGUCCUACAGAGUCUCAACAAUAGUCUGCAAAGCUUUUUUUUGCCAAUGGUUGAUCUUCGCCCUGCUGUCACAUUCAGCCGCAGCACUGCAGCUUUAAUCAGCAAGCUUCGGGGCAUUUUGUAUUACGACUCCAAGUGUGGCUUCCUCAACCGAAUCCUCAAUGCAACAGCAAAGCGAAAGCCUGAUCAGGCGGCUCCAGAGAUCACACUGGAUCCACUGGAGAACAUAGGAGUGGACCGACGUGGGUCAGAAAGCACCAUCAUGUGUCAGGCAUACCGCCAGCUGUCCACCAUCAGCUCUCGCCAGUUUUGCGUCCGCCUGGCCAGCGGAGGCGAUCCCACUUAUGCCUUCAAUGUCCGCAUGACAGGCGAAGAGGUGCAUGGCACAAGUGGGUCCUUUCGCCAGUUUCUCUGGCAAGUUGCCAAAGAGAUCCAGAGCUCUUCACUCGGGCUGCUGCUUCCUGCACCUAGCGCUUCUAGUGGAAGCAGCAAGGGCAAGUCACUCUUUAAGCCUGGAAACAUGACAUUCUCAGAAGAAAACUUGCUUAUUUUCUUAGGCCAGCUCCUUGGAAUCACCAUCAGAGCAGACAUUCCACUGGGCUUGGACCUCCUGACUGUCGCAUGGCGGACACUGGUUGGCCUGGCCCCAGAUGCUAGUAGUGACCUCUACGAGGCAGACCCACUAACUUACUCAUAUAUGAAGAGAAUCGAAAUGGUGGAAACAGAGAGUGAGUUACAGGCCCUAUGUGGGGAUGUCUUCCCUCGAUUUGUGUAUGCCUCUCUAGAUGGACGAGAUGUGGAGCUUGUAACAGGAGGUCAGCAUGUUGCUGUUAGUCUGAGUAACAGGCACCAGUAUGUAGAUGGCAUUCGACGACUUAGAAUGCGAGAGCUGACAAACUCAUCACGAAUCAUGGCUGUCACUGUUGGCAUGAGUACAGUAUUACCACGGCAACUUCUUUGUCUGUUUACACCCUUGGAUAUGGAGCUUAGGACCAGUGGUGUGCCGGUUGUAGACCUUAAUUUCCUGAAGGCCCACACCAUGUAUCAAGUGGGUCUCAUGGAAACUGACACUCAUGUUGAGUAUUUCUGGGCUGCACUGGAGAGUUUUAGUCAAGAGGAGCUUUCUCGCUUCAUAAAGUUCGCCUGCAACCAAGAGCGCAUACCCCAGACAUGCCCAUGCCGGGAAGGUGGACAUGAAGCUACGCAUGUGCCCCCAUAUCCCAUGAAGAUCGCCCCACCUGAUGGUGCAGGUGCCCCGGAUGCACGCUACAUUCGAGUGGAGACCUGCAUGUUCAUGAUAAAACUACCACAGUACUCUUCUUUUGAGAUUAUGAGUCAACGUCUGCGCUAUGCCAUCAGCUGCCGUGAAGAUCCCCUUAGUGGUUGAUGCGGACAUUAAAAUGACGAACCUUUGAAGAUAGAUCGUUUACAAGAUCUAGUAAAACAACCCACUUUGGAUAUUUCCAGUAUUGUUCACUUUGUUUACAUUGGUAUUUCACUUUCUUUGGUCUGAUGCUGCAGUAUUGCUGGCUGCUUUUAUUUAAUGAAGGAAGGAAUUGCUGUACCAGCAUUGUGCCCAUCACUAGCCAACACCAAAUGAUAAACAACUCAUAAGCGGAGCUGUCCAUUUUUUUACAUAUCUAAUUCUAGGACAUAGGUACAUACAGGUCUGUACAUUUAAAGGUUGAAAACAAAAUUUGGAAGAAAAGCAGUCAUUUUUGUCACCUUGUUCUCUGCUUCGUGAACAAAAAUCUUUCUGCCAUUGCCAUGUGUCAUGUCUAAAGACCAGAAAGCAGGUCAAGACUUUUGGACUUAAGUGUGUGUUUGUCUGUUGUUGUUUUUUUUUUUCAAUAAUUAAAACAGUGUUCAGGGCUUGGUUUCAUGAGAGUCCAUUGUGAUACAGAGAAAAUGCACAGACCGUUCCGUGUGUGACAGCCAUUGGGCUUUCCUACAAGGCUCACUGAGAUUGCAAGUUUGCUUUGGUGGGACCAUGUAUGAUUCCAGAAUGACCUGUAAAUGGUGAUAUUAUGAAUGACCUAUUUAUUACAGAGUGAAAACACUGGCAGAGCCAGUCAGUACUACACCAGACGCUUUGAGCUGUCUCGUGUAACUCAUCAAUUUUUAUCAGUGUCUUCAGUGUUGAGCAUGCUUCAAGUGGACAUUUUUGGCCUCCACUGUUAGGUUGAUUUAGCUGUUAUUUCAGUGAAGCAGUUUUAUGUUUUCAAGUGUAUGUGCUGUAUGUGUGCUUUUUUUUAGGCUGCCUUUUGUACUGGGGCGCCUGCUUGUGAUUAUUUUGCAGCCAUCAGAAAAGUUUGUAUAUAUUCAGGUGCUCAUUCACCUUUGCCCCAGAUAUUGACUUGUUGACUGGAACAGUCCACUUGAAGCUGCCUACAGCAUUAAAGCUGAUAACCAUACACACUUCCUCUGCAAUUACCUGCCUUCUUUUGAACAUCUCUAUUUUUAUUGGUUUAAAUUGAACCCUGGUCUAUUUUAAGACCUUGUUCCAAAUUUCUUAAGGUAAAUUCUGAAAUGUUCUUCAUUUAUUUUUGUUGUUGUUUGUGUGUGACAAAAGGAACAAGUUUGCACCAGUGGGUCCACACUGUUUUUUUUCCAUUACUUUUUUUCAUUUUGACAAAUGAAUGAUGACAAAGCCUGUAAAUUACGAUGCCGGGAGAAAAGCCAUAAUUUCUUGGCAACAUUUAAAAUUGCCUAGCUGUAAGCCAUGGUGAAAAUGAGAUCAGAAAUGUUUGCUUAUUCAUGGUUGCUGUAUCCAAGCCUACAGGUUAUGUUCACUUUCUGUUGGAAUCAUUGCAAAACUGCUGCAUCACACCAAAGCACUAAUUGUUUGGACUCAUGAUUCGUUCAGCUGUGUUCCUGAUUAUAGGUUCAUUUUUUUUAGAUUUGCCAGCUUAUUCUCUAAAUGCUCCAUCUUCUAUGUUAUUGGUGUCACAUCGACAAGGUAUCUUAGAAUGUUUUUUGUUACUGUAGUGCUACACUGAAAUCUUUCUUGCGCCAGUUGAAUCAUUCUUGGUGUGACAAGUGAUUUUUGUUGUUGCAGUCUCAUAAGCCAUAGUCUAACAGAAAACACAGUACCUUUAAAAGUCUCAUGAAAGCAAGUUGACUGUAGGAAAAGUGUGAAUACAGACUCUGGACUGAAUGUGGGGUAGAACACAGCAGAAGAGGCACAGGCCUUAACAGUGUGUUCUCUCAGUGUAAUGCCUGUGCUCCAGAGCAGUCAGCACAAGAAGCAUUUUUUUGCUACCAACUAGUCAUCUCAAUGUGUGAGUUAUAGCAAUAAGAAAUAUUUUUAUCUACUCAGUCUGCCAACAUUGUUCAGCAUACUUGUCUUUAUUCCAGCAUCUUUACUUGUCUUGCAUUCAGAGCACUUCAACAUGUUCAAUACUUGCACUUGUGGUCUGUUAAAUUGCACGUCAUCUGUCAGUGUCUGUAGAAAUGUCUGGAAUGUGUGGACUGCAUUUGUGAAAUAUUUAUGAACCUUGGCAAAUGCUAAAUGUGUGGAAUGUGUGGACUGUAUUAGUGAGAUGUUUAUGAACCUCAGCAAAUCUUCAAUAAGGUAGAACACACAAAGAAAAGAUAUUUGUUCACAGAAUGUUUUCCCCACAAGGUUUGUCUUGUGUCCUACAUAAUAACCAGAAAUAUCUGCACUAGCAUCAGAUGUAUGACAAGAUAUAGUUAUAUCAAAUAUGCCAGGCCUUCAAGAAAUAAUAAAAGUACCACAUCUUGUCAUUUAUCCUGACUGGUGCUGCUUUAUAUAUCAGUUGUUUGUGAAAAUUUUCAGUUGUUAGUUAGGUGGGUGGUUCUGGCACGUGAGAUUUUUAUUUCCCCAUGAGGCUGUGUAAUGUGCCAAUAAUUUUGAUUUUUUUUGCAUAUCAUUGGUGUUUCGUGUGUUGCUAUGUUUGAUGUUUUUCCCUUCUACUCAGAAUGCUAGCUAAUUAACAUCUCUGCUGUUGAAGGUUUUGUGUUGUAUUUAAUACUGUUAUUUUAGUCAAUACUGUGUUGUGUUGAUAGCAUCUAGCAGGUGUCUUGGGAUGAAAAAAAGCACCUUGUGAUAUAAAAAAACAAACAAACAAAAAAAAAACCCUACUUGUGAAGGUCUUAUCCCAGUACAGAGAGCUGGUAUAGAAUCAGACAGGCAGUCUGCUGCUACCUGCAUCAUUUGACAUGCAGUUCUUUAUUACUAGCUCCUGUAUUUUUGUGAUAUAGAUAGACUUCUGUUUUUACGUGCUGCAGGAACAAUUUGAAGUACAUCUAAGUUGACUGCCUGUGUUGCUAGCCUGCAAAUUAUCGUUGGUUUGAAUAAAGUUAUUUCCUUG